Messenger RNA from Papilio machaon (common yellow swallowtail), 606 nucleotides. It is a transcript of the gene VhaM9.7-a, whose product is annotated as V-type proton ATPase subunit e 2. Gene Ontology annotation, biological process: proton transmembrane transport. The record is from RefSeq and is a predicted model, not a curated record. Lineage: Eukaryota; Metazoa; Arthropoda; Insecta; Lepidoptera; Papilionidae. The transcript has 4 exons. Gene Ontology annotation, cellular component: proton-transporting V-type ATPase, V0 domain; plasma membrane proton-transporting V-type ATPase complex. Bases 108 to 371 code for a protein of 87 amino acids. Gene Ontology annotation, molecular function: proton-transporting ATPase activity, rotational mechanism.
AGACGUACUGAGCUACCAACAUUAUAAACAAGUCCUCCAUUUUUUGAGGCAGCUGAUAUUUGUUUUAAAGUUUGUUCUUACAAAUUUUAUUCGAUAACUGUUCCAAAAUGGGUGCUUCUUUUCUUCCCAUCACCAUUUUCACCGUUUUGUGGGGCAUAGUGGGUAUCGUGUGUCCUAUUUUCGCCCCCAAAGGGCCUAAUAGAGGAAUCAUCCAAGUGGUGUUAAUGUUAACAGCUGCAUCGUGUUGGUUGUUCUGGCUGUGUGCGUACAUGGCACAGAUGAACCCCCUCAUUGGGCCUAGACUAACCAAUGACACAUUGAUCUGGAUCGCUCACACCUGGGGCAACCCGUUAGAAGCUGGCACCAAGUAAGGAAGAAGUGGUAGAGUUGAAAAACCCAAUAAAAUUUAAAUGUUUCUAACAUGAAUGUUGUUAAAUAUAAAUUUUAAUGUUAAGACUAUAUCAUUGACCUCUAUAAAUAUAUGCUGGUUAGGUCACUGCUCGAAAAUGACAGUUCUUGCUUCGUAACUUAAACUGCCAGUUGAAGCUACUAUCGGUUUAUUAGUUUCCAUCAUCACCACCAAUCGCUACAAUCGGCACCAAAAUG